GGAGUUUAUUGAAAGCUCACAGCUUCAAAUCAUUAAAGGAAUAAUUAUUCUGAUGUUGGAACAAAAGCUACAAACAAAAACACAGCUCCUGUACCAAGAAUCAGACAGCAAGGGUAGAUGCACACUGUUGAAAUUACAGAGCAACUGUCCACAAACACCCUGCAGAUGCAUUUUAAAGGAAGUCUGGACACUUUUAUGUAAUGACUCUAAUGGCUCUGGAGGAGCUGCUUAAGGUCUAGCUGGAAAAUAAAUAAAUGAAAAAGCAGGAAUGCAAACAUUUAUUUGAAAUAAAAGGUGCUAUGAAUCUGUGGGAUCAUUACAGAUCACAAGGGAGCAUUAAACUGUUCAAAAAGCAUGAAAUCUCCCUGAUAGGAAAUCCAUUUGAUUUCUUGGUGUAUUUCUCUAGAGUAUGAUGUCUUAGCUGAAGGGCCAAUAUUAGGCUCACUUACAGGUUACUCAGGUUAACUUUACUAGAUAAUGUUUACAUGCUUAUUUAUUAUUCUUUUUUUGCAAUACAUUGCUUCAGCAUCUCUUUUGACCUCCAGUCAGAAAUGUUUUGUUUUAGCUCGUCCUCCAUAAGAAACCUUUUCUUUGACUGCUCAGCUGGCCUGGUGUGAAGAAAAGUAAAAGGUUGAGCAGAUUUUAUGAGUAUGUGUUUUUUUUUAAUUCCAUGGAUCUUGACCGUUUUAUGUACCUUCAGGGAAAUAAAAAGUCAGUUUGAUUUGCACUAAAGCAGAAAAAGUGACACAGCAGCACAUUAACACACAGACGAUGCUUGAUUAUUGGUUGAUGUUAGCAUCAAAGCUGCAGACGUGAUAACGCUAACAGUUUUCCUGUUGUGAAGCUUCUGCCACUAUAGUACACACAAAGCAACACUCUGAGUCUUCGGCUAGAAAAGUGGCUUUAGCAUGGAAACGAAAAUGGAAAAUGGUGAACUAUGAGGCAGCUGACAGCAUCUGUGUUUAGAGGAUGGCCUCAACACAUGUAACAUAGAUAAACAACAGAGGGAAAGCAUGGAAAAGCCAAAAUGGUGGUUCAUCAGCAGUGUUUCCUGUGAGCGAGACGUAAAAAGCUAUACAACAUACAAAGUGAGAGCUGAAGCUCAUGGCGUACCCUGUGCAUUCAAUGGGCGAGUGUACCAGCAUGGUGAGGACUUCCAGCCUGUUUGCCAGCACCAGUGCACCUGCAUGAAUGGUGUGGUGGGCUGCAUGCCCCUCUGUCCCUACCAAGUGCCCCUGCCUCGGUGGCGAUGCUCAAAGCCCCGGCUGGCGCAGCCCGAGGGUGGCUGUUGUGAAGAAUGGGUGUGUGAUGAUGACAACAGCAUCAGCGAGGAGCUGAGUGAGCCAACAGAGAGCCAGCUCCACCCAAACCACAUCAGUCCUUUGCUGCCAGUCCAGCGACAGAAUCCCCUCCCAGCUGCCAGCGGAGCAGAUACAUUCAGAGAGAUCGCAUCGUUCCCCCUCUCUGAGGUCUUACAUGAGCCCCAGUGUUUCCCACAGACCACUGAGUGGACCCAGUGCUCUGCCACAUGUGGGAUGGGCAUUUCAAGUCGUGUGACCAAUCACAACCCAGACUGUCAGCUAGUCAGAGAAACCAGACUGUGCCAGAUCCAGCACUGUGACCUGCAGCUUCCCAUAACUAAGAAAUGUCAGCGAACCUUCCGCCCACACGAGCCAGUCAGCAUCACCUUUGGUGGAUGCUCUACAGCUCAGCGAUAUCGGCCUCGGACCUGUGGGACUUGCACUGACGGCCGCUGCUGCGCCCCGUCUCUCUCUCGCACCGUGCAGCUCCGCUUCCACUGCCCCAGUGGAGACAUCCUCUACAAUGUAAUGUGGAUCCAGCGCUGCAGCUGCGGUACGAGCUGUGGUAAACACACCUAUCACUCCAGCACCUCCGUCAACCUCUACAAUGACAUCCACACUUUCAGAGACUGAUGCUGACUUAUCAGCGGACUCUGCACCUCCCCCUCGCUAAACUCACUGCCUCAAUGUCUGUCCGCUGGGUGGGAAAGGAGUCCGCUCGCUUGCACUUUAAGCUUGCUGUCAUGAUGAUGUCACUUUGUCCACGCUACAGGCGGUGCCUCUCCAGCGUCCUAUGCAGUCUCGAGGACGACACAAAACAGUGUGACUGCUAUGCCACAGUGUAGGCUGAGAGCUUUAACUGAAACUUUAAUUUAUUUUCAACUUUGUUUUCUUUUCCACAGAGGGUGACACGACAACUUGUCAAACAUAAAGAAGGCUUUUUAACAGGCAUAUUAACAGGAAGUAAUGGUUAUCAAACACAUGCAUCUUUGUUCUUCACCACGUUUUAAAAUGCUGAGGAGCAGUGGCAUCGAUUGUUGGUUCACAUGGAUUGUGCUUGAUACAGUCCACCUGUUCCCCGUACAAGUACUGACGGGGAAAUGUGUGAGAUGUGUCUGUUUUACAGCGACAGGCUUUCAGAAAGGAGUUUACAGACUGUGCUUAUUAUGCUACUUUGGUAUAUUGAUUAAAAUCCUACAGGCUAUACAGACUUCACUCUUAGUUGUGGAGUGAGAAUAUUCGAGGAUCACCUCAUUUUUCGAGGUGUGAUACCGUUGUGUUUUUUAACGUGUGUCUAUCACUGUGUACAUAUAAUAAAUACAUGUUUGGUUCUUAAAGCUUCAUAUUUGACACGUGUCACUUGUGUAUUAGAAGUUUAUUGGUUGUAAACUCCUGUAUGUCAAAUAAAAACUUAACCUGUGAUGUGUCUUUAUGGUAAACAAAAGUUUGAGGUGAUGUUAUGCUGGGUGAAGGUUCCACAGCAUAAAAUGAAGCAAUAUGAAUUAAAAUGUUUCUAAUUAUUCCA
Pundamilia nyererei is the source of this 2826-nucleotide messenger RNA. RefSeq names its product cellular communication network factor 1, like 2 (gene ccn1l2). The transcript has 4 exons. Gene Ontology annotation, molecular function: integrin binding; heparin binding. NCBI's taxonomy places the organism in Eukaryota, Metazoa, Chordata, Actinopteri, Cichliformes, Cichlidae. The coding region runs from base 1014 to 1934 and encodes 306 amino acids. Gene Ontology annotation, biological process: cell adhesion; positive regulation of cell differentiation; signal transduction. The record is from RefSeq and is a predicted model, not a curated record. Gene Ontology annotation, cellular component: extracellular region.